Messenger RNA from Penicillium oxalicum, 942 nucleotides. Its product is annotated as Voldacs domain-containing protein. Gene Ontology annotation, cellular component: spliceosomal complex; cytosol. The transcript is spliced from 2 exons. The record is from RefSeq and is a predicted model, not a curated record. Gene Ontology annotation, biological process: mRNA cis splicing, via spliceosome. Bases 1 to 942 code for a protein of 313 amino acids. Lineage: Eukaryota; Fungi; Ascomycota; Eurotiomycetes; Eurotiales; Aspergillaceae.
AUGGAAGCUCUCCAAUCAUCUCCAGAAGCAUCGAGCUUCGUCACCAUCGCCGAGCACCAGUCGCGAACUCCCAGCUCAUUCCACAACGGACCCACCGUGCUCUACUAUCAUAGGCAGGGGUGCAAGCUGGUCGUUCUCGAGCACGAAGUAGCUUCACACCCGAGUUUGCUCGCGUUGCGCGGGGAGAAUCCCUCUGCAAAUGGUGCCGCAAGUGCAGCCCAGGGCGAGGACGGCACUGAAGACCGCGAGGUGGCUAUUGAGGACCUCGACGUCUGGGUCACAUCCGAAAAAUUCAUCCUGUACUCCCGGUCCGCCUCGACAGGUGUCUCUAUUCCCUACCCUUCCAUCUCACUCCAUGCAAUCCAGCGACUGCGCGUGCCCGGCUCUUCCGACGCCGAGGUCCAAGGCUUGUACAUGCAAAUCGCCCUUCCUACCGCGCCUUCCGCCGAAGACGACGAAGAAGAAUGCCUCACCAUGACGGUUGUGCCUCCCGCAGGAUUGACACCCGAGCAGCGCGAAGCCCAAGAACAAGGCGACGAGCCAACGGAGACCCCUACCCAACUACUCUACAAUGCAGUAUCCGCCUGCUCCAACUUGCACCCGGAUCCAGUGGAGCCCGGUGAUGAGGAGGAGGAAGGUGACGAACACGAGACCAAGCCCACCUUCUUCCAGAUUGGACAGGAUGGCGCAGACUUUUCGAACGGGGAUCUCCCGCCGCCGGUGGAUGGGAGCUCUGGAUGGAUUACGGCGGAUAAUAUGCAUGAGUUUUUCGAUGAGGAGGGGAACUGGAUUGGGGAGGGUGAACCGCCAUCUUUCCCUGGGCUUGGACCUGGUGCUGGGACCGUGAGACCCCGAGAGGAUGAGAAUGAGAUGGAGGAAGGGACCAAUGGUGAAGGGGCCGAGGGUGAAGGGGAAGAGACGAAAUGGCGCAGAACUGAUUGA